AUGGCAACACCAGCCCCCACAUCUCGUUCUCGCGCUCCUCCAGCAGGCGACGAAGAAGCAUCCACCGUUUUGAAGCUAGGAGAAUUCCAAGAUGUAGAUGCACUUACUCAUUCUGAAGCCGCACUCGUCAUUAACGCGCUUGUCGCAAAGCGUCGUGGAGAUCGCAAGAAUGUUAAUGAGACUGAGAUUCUCAGUAAGACGCAAGAAUACCUGGAUCACUUUGCGAGAUUCAAGAGAAAGGAAAAUGUGGAGGCUGUAGAGAGAUUGUUGGGAAGUAGGGGAGAAUUGGCAAAAUUCGAGAGGGCACAGUUGGGCUCAUUAUGUUGCGACACGGCCGAUGAAGCGAAGACUCUGAUACCCAGUUUGCAAGACAAAAUCAGCGAUGACGAUUUGACAGAGUUAUUAGAUGAAAUCACAAAGUUGAUGGGAUUUACGAAUUAA
Messenger RNA from Botrytis porri, 441 nucleotides. RefSeq lists its product as uncharacterized. Bases 1 to 441 code for a protein of 146 amino acids. Gene Ontology annotation, biological process: mRNA export from nucleus in response to heat stress; positive regulation of translational initiation; transcription initiation at RNA polymerase II promoter. Gene Ontology annotation, cellular component: P-body; RNA polymerase II, core complex. The record is from RefSeq and is a predicted model, not a curated record. Gene Ontology annotation, molecular function: nucleotide binding; translation initiation factor binding. NCBI's taxonomy places the organism in Eukaryota, Fungi, Ascomycota, Leotiomycetes, Helotiales, Sclerotiniaceae. The transcript is spliced from 2 exons.